Cydia fagiglandana is the source of this 5347-nucleotide messenger RNA. RefSeq names its product juvenile hormone epoxide hydrolase-like (gene Jheh-lp3). The record is from RefSeq and is a predicted model, not a curated record. Gene Ontology annotation, molecular function: epoxide hydrolase activity; glutathione peroxidase activity. NCBI's taxonomy places the organism in Eukaryota, Metazoa, Arthropoda, Insecta, Lepidoptera, Tortricidae. The coding region runs from base 156 to 2090 and encodes 644 amino acids. The transcript has 10 exons. Gene Ontology annotation, biological process: response to oxidative stress; epoxide metabolic process.
UGUACAGUGUGUGUGUAGGGUUGAUUAUUUUUAUUUAUCCGUAAGUGCAAUAACCAAAAGAUAAAAGCUAUAAUUAGCAGCACAAACGUCAUAUUUUACUCAACACUCUGGGUGUUUACAACGUUGGGAACAGGAACGUCAAGAAAUAAGCAAAUAUGAAGAAUAAGAAAGAUAAAGCUAAAAAAUCUGCACCGAAACAAGAAAAGUCCUUGACCCUAAGAUACAUAGUGUUCACAGUACUAACUGUACUUCCCGUUGCUGCAGCAUACUGUGUGUUCUACUUUUUUGCCACACCACCGCCUAUGCCGGAAAUGGACCUCAAGACUUGGUGGGGUCCAUACCCCAUCAGUCAGAAACCUGAUGACUCAAUUAGACCUUUCAAAAUUGAGUUCUCUGAUGUGAUAGUGAACGACCUAAAAGAGCGCCUCCUCCACCGGCGUCCCUUCACCCCUCCCCUCGAAGGCGCCGGCUUCACCUACGGCUUCAACUCUGACUUCCUGACUCGAGUACUGGACUUCUGGCAGAACAAGUAUGACUUCAAGCAGCGGGAGCAGUUCCUCAACCAGUACACGCAGUUUAAGACCAACAUACAGGGCUUGGAUAUGCAUUAUGUGCAUGUUAAGCCGAAGGUUGAUGGUGAUUUGAAGUCAGUGGUAGUACCACUACUUCUGCUACAUGGCUGGCCGGGCUCAGUGCGAGAGUUCUACGAGAUGAUACCAAAACUGACCACGCCGCGAGCUCAGCACGACUUCGUCUUCGAGCUGAUCAUACCCAGCCUGCCUGGCUUCGGCUUCUCACAGGGCGCCUCUAGAGCCGGCCUGGGCCCAGCAGAAAUCGCAGUGGUACUCCACAACCUAAUGCAGCGUAUAGGUGUACCGAAGUACUACAUCCAGGGUGGGGACGCGGGCCACGCUAUAGGCUCGCACAUGGCAACACUGUUCCCAGAUAACGUACUCGGUUUUCAUACAAACUUCCCCGUACUUACCUUCAACCCGUACGCGCAUCUCUUUAACUUUUUAGGUCAAUUCUGGCCCAGCCUCGUGGUGGAGCCCGAGCUACAAAGCCGGAUGUACCCAUGGGGCGAGAAGACCAAACACCUCAUCGAGGAGUCCGGCUACAUGCACAUCCAGGCGACUAAACCGGACACUAUCGGAGCGGCACUAACCGACUCCCCAGCCGGGCUAGCUGCCUACAUCCUCGAGAAGUUCUCCACAUGGACCGACCCGGCCUUCAGGAAAGCUGGCGACGGCAACCUGCUCGCCAAGUUCUCAUUGACAUCCCUGCUAGACAACGUCAUGAUCUACUGGGCUUCGAACAGCAUUACUACUUCCGUGCGAUUAUAUGCUGAGACAUUUGCUAAAAAGCAGCAAAGUCUGAGGCUAGACGAGGUUCCAACGGAAGUACCAACAUGGGGCAUCAAGUUCAAACACGAGCUGGUCUUCCACCCGGACCAGUUCCUGAGGCUGAAGUAUAAGAACUACCUGCACAGCACCGUGGUGGAAGCUGGUGGGCACUUCGCAGCCCUGGAACACCCUGAUAUCUUGGCUGAUGAUAUUUUUGAGGCUGUGGAGGCGUUCCGCCAUUUCCAUGCGAGGAAUAACCCAGAACAAAAACCGAAGACAAUCUACGACAUCACGGUAAAAGACAUCCACGGCAACACCAUAAAACUGGACAAAUACAAAGGCUACGUUUUAAUCAUCGUCAACGUGGCGUCCCAAUGCGGAUACACCGACAACCACUAUAAAGAACUCAACGAGCUAUACGACAAGUACGCAGAGAGGGGUCUUCGCAUACUGGCCUUCCCUUGCAACCAGUUCGGCAACCAGGAACCAGGGAGUCUAAAAGAUAUCCUAACCUUUGCUAAAAACAAAGGAGUUAAAUUCGAUUUGUUCGAAAAAGUAGAGGUGAACGGAGACAACGCACAUCCGUUAUGGAAAUUUUUGAAGGAGGUUCAAAGUGGGACGCUAACUAACGCUAUAAAAUGGAACUUUUCCAAGUUCAUCGUGGAUAGGAACGGGGUGCCUGUGGAACGGUUUGGGCCGAGCACUAGCCCGUUGGAGCUGGAAACUUAUUUGGCUAAGUAUUGGUGAUGGGUUUUGCCACUUGAACGGUUACGGGCCGUUUAGAGCGUCCGAUAGGUGGCGCGGUUGCACAGAGUGGGUGAGCGGGUUAACGUUAGUUUGAACAACGAAUUUUACUUACAAUGACACGCGUGUGCGUGCGUUCGCUUCGUGCACUGGCGCCUGCUAGCGGACGCCCUUAAUACGAAUUUCUCGAUCCAAUGUAUGUGUAUAUGUAAGUAUUAUCUAAGGAUGGUAUUCCAUCUGUCCCGUAUCUUGGUCGAAUGUGUAUUUGCGUCCAAAUUUUGCUUAAUGAGAGACGCAAUGCAUAUUACAUUAGACAGGUGGAAUACCCUACCCCUACCCUAACACGAGCAAAAAUGUGUCAUCUUGGAAACUAUACUGAAACGCACCCAACUUCAGUCAGUAGAAAAAGGCACGAAAUUCAAAUUUUCUAUUGGAAGUCAAUUCUUCGCGCAUAUAUGUUUUUAAUUUGCCGCAAUUUUCUACUGACAAGGUUGCUGUGCCAGAGUACAAUAGGUAUUAUAAGUAGCCUUACCCGUGUGUUCAGUUAGUGGUCUAAACGAAUGCUUGCUCUUCCCAUUCACUAUUGGAGCAAGUGUUUCCAUUUACUAAACGAUUGCUCGCUCAAAACUGUUCAGUACCCCUAGUGUAUAAAUGUGUGUAAAUUUCAUUCGAUAGCGUGACGUGACGUACGUGAAGCGCUGGUGCCCUAGCGGUGAGAGCGUGCGACAUGCAAUCUGGAGGUCGCGGGUUCAAACCCCGGCUCGUACCAAUGAGUUUUUCGGAACUUAUGUACGAAAUAUCAUUUGAUAUUUACCAGUCGCUUUUCGGUGAAGGAAAACAUCGUGAGGAAACCGGACUAAUCCCAAUAAGGCCUAGUUUACCCUCUGGGUUGGAAGGUCAGAUGGCAGUCGCUUUCGUAAAAACUAGUGCCUACGUCAAAUCAUGGGAUUAGUUGUCAAGCGGACCCCAGGCUCUCAUGAGCCGUGGCGAAAUGCCGGGAUAACGCGAGGAAGAAGAAGCGUGACGUGACGUACGUUUGCGUUAAGUAUCAUUUUGUAUGGGAUUUUGAGUUUCCAAAACGUCCCGCUCGGCGCGCUGUUCAAAAUCCCAUACAUAAACAGUCAAGACGCGAACGCAAGUCACGCUAUCGAAUGAAAUUUCUACGGGCUAAGUUUCAGAACACUGAAAACGCGGGUUUACGAAUAAUGCUAUUCGAUUUUCAACCUUAAUCGUAUGAGAAACCGGUACCAUGUAAAUGGGAUAAAAGCCAGUGUCAAAAGGGCUACCUAUGUAGUCAUGAUUCUAGAUUUUUUAAUAAACCUAUAGGGUGGAUUAGACUAACGCGAAUGUUGUUUUAUAUAAGUAAUAUCAUAAAAAUAUGAACAAACUCACACAGGUAACUAUAUAUGUAAGCUAAGUAUAACAUAAUAAAAACGGAACCUAUUCGUUUAAGUAAGUAUUACCUCGAAACGAAAAAUAAACCAAAUGUUACCUAAGUUUCUUAUGAGCAUUUUUCCGUGUUUAUUUUUAAUUAUUUGCGUGAAAUAAAGGAGGUAUCAAAGUACAUCUAACAUCAAUGUAUAUAUUUAAGUGAAAUGUGCAUUUAUUUACAUUAAGGUGAGGUAUUCAAUAUCACUCUGUGAUGCUAUUUCGAGGAUCGAAAAUAUCACAUAUUGGCCAGAAAUACCUUGCCUUAAUCAGUCAAGGCCAGAUUGACGAAACUAGAAUAAAAUAAAUCUGAGAUUUAAUGUCAAAAAACAAUUCUUCUUUGGUCGAUCUGAUCUUUACUGUUGUUAUAUUUUUUUAUUCUUGUACAAGAGCAAUAAACAUUUUUUUAUGAAAAAGCUUUAUUUCUAAAUCGGCUACCUACAGUGGACAGGUAACGUAAGGUACUUAAAUUAAACUGGAUAAUACAGAAUAUUACAAUAUUAUGGGUAUUACUGCAAUGUUCUGCCGCCAGAGUGCAGCACUAGCACAAAUUGUAAACCAUAGACUUGUACAUACAAUGCUUUAAACAGUUUUUUGACGAAUCACGUAGUGAUUAUAUUCUCUUUGGUUAUCACUAUGACAUUGAUGCAUCAAGGCGGUGUUUACAGAGGCCUACCGAUUUUCGUUAUCUGCCUCUCUUUCACUUCGUGUUUCGCGGUAGACCCUGUUUGUGAUAGUGGCGCCCUCUACGCGGAGUUUUGCGUAAUAUUCCCUAUUGAACAGGUGAAGGAGAUCAAACGCCAAAAGCUCAACACAGAUUGCGUUGUAGUGAAAUGGUUCCGAGUGAUAUUAUGUGACAAAUUAAAAGCAUUAAAUUUAGAAUUGAAUUCUGAUUUUCAUUUCAGAUGCGAUAUCGAGUUAAAAAACAAACAAAUGAAUUGUUUUGGUACUAAAUUUUAAAAACAAACCAACGUUGGUUAUUUGUAUUUUUUGCUGAUUUUUGUAUCAUAUUUUGCGAAUCUAAUAAAAUGUACCUACACCUAAAAUACCUACGUUAGCAAAUAUCGGAAAACAUAUACCAUAGACUACAGAUCUACAGACAACUUGGAACCCUUUCCCCAAAGCGCCUUCUGUGGCAAGCAAUUACAGAUGUAGUGCAGUGCAUAAUUGUUAGCCAUCGUAUUUUCCCGGAAACGUUCGUAUUUGGCAUGGUCAUGCUACUUCAGUCAACCUCGGUACUUUUUGUACCGAGACCGAGACUGAAAUAGCAAGACAAGACACGUUCGUACGUUUUCGUCAAAAUACGAUGGAAACAUAGACCUAGUAUUACAUAGAUGAGCUAUACGCGUGCCUCCGUGAGGGACAAAAUAUACGCAAAGCGACAAUAUUGAAAACACGUUUUAACAUUACUGACAUACCAAAAACAAUCUACGUAAUUCGGUUGGGUUAUUUGUUGCCCACCAUAAACCAUACUAAUUUUUUGGUGGGGAACAAACAAAAAGAGAGACUGUGACAAGGACAAGCAAUAAUACCGCUUUCUCUGCUACUCCUACUGAAUUUUCCAUAAGUGCAUCUCGUUCGGUCGUUUAGCCCCUCCCCCGUGUCAUCUCUAUAUUAUUGUACCUCUAUGAAUGGAAAAUAAUAGGGUUGGCAACUGUCAAAGGUUUGCAUAGAUGGCGCCAUCAUAGCUUGCCCCUUUUUCUAUGAGAUUUGGCUUAAAGAGCUGGCAUCCAGGGCAUUAAAAAAACAAAAAUUUGACACAAUUCUAGGGAUUGACAGGGCAAGCUAUGAUGGCGCCAUCUGCUUAAUACUUCGACCGGCCAACCCCAUUA